UCUAUAAUUUGUUUUAACUUCACUUUUAUUAUUGUUGCUUUCUUUCACUUCUUUGCCACAAAGAAGUCCAGGUGCGCAGCCUGAAAUCACAAACCCUUUUUACCUGGCACAAAAGGCCAAACAUGAAUGACACUAAGUUCACAAUGCUGUGAUGCUGUGAUGUGCCAGUGGGGGCACCAAUCUAAAAUCUCUGGCUCCUUGAGGGUAAAGGGCAGUUUUUUUUUUUUUUUCUGAGUAUAAAUAUCAUUACAAAAAUCCAGUGAGCUUCAGACUUCAGUUGAAGACAUUACCAGAAGAUUUCAGCUCUGAACUUUCCAAGGACACACAGAGACUCCAGGUCUUCUCGCUGGCUUUUCUAAGAUGGUGGCACUUUCGAUGUACCUGAAGCAGCCAAACUUCAUUUACUUAUGUGCAUAUAUAUGGCUGGCAACGCUAACUGUGGCGACUGCUGGAUUUGGAAUACCUGAUUUCAUAAAACCCAGAAGCAAAACAAAGACUCAAGAGCCAAUGGAAGUGGCAGCUCUAGGAAGACCUCUGUCUCUUGGUAUGCUUUACGACUGCCGCAAAGAUUCCUUCAUUCCAGGUGUUACUCUGUGGGAUAAGAAAUCACUGAGUGAAAAUGUGGACAUUCGUCAUCAGACCUUGACAGAUUUGAAGUUCAGUAGCUCUGACUCUCUUUCUAGUAAGUCCAGCCUCCUGGAGGUAAGUGCUUCCCUGAAGAUCAGUUUCUUGUGGGGGCUUGUGGAGGUGGGAGGAUCUGGCAAGUAUCUGCGUGACACCAAAUCCUCCAACCAACAGUCCAGAGUUACAAUGUUUUACAGUGAAACCACAAGAUUUGAACAGCUCACUAUGUCCCAUCUGGGCCAGAUCACCUACCCUCAGGUGUUCGACCAGAAAACUGCAACUCAUGUGGUCGUUGCUGUGCUCUAUGGAGCUCAGGCGGUCAUGGUGUUUGAUCGAUCGAUUUCAGAAGAGGAAAACAAGCAGACGGUUGAGGGAGAAAUGGAUUAUAUCGUCAAGGGCAUCGCUGGAGUCAUUGAGGGAGGAGGAUCUGUAAAUAUGAAAGAUAAUGAAAAGAAAAUAGCUGAGAAGAUCUCCUGCACAUUUCAUGGUGACUUCUUACUUGAGCAGAAACCCACCACAUACAUGGAAGCCAUACAGACAUACAAGACGCUCCCCACUCUGCUGAAGAACGAUUCAAAUAAUGUGGUUCCAAUAAAGGUCUGGCUUUAUCCUCUUCAUCUACUGGACAAUAAGGCAGCUCAGCUGCAGAGAGAGAUUACCACAAGUCUGAUUUCUGACACUGAACAUAUAUUCGAGGAGCUGGGAGAGGCAGAGAGGACGUGCAAUGACCUGAUCGGAAACACGCUGGCCAAAGCUCUCAGUGACAUCAAAGAGAGGCUGCAAUUAUUUCAGAAAUCAUUUAGCACAUACAAGAUAAUGCUCCUGGAAGCAGUCCGCAGGGUCUUGCCUGCUAUUCGAGGAGGAGAGGAGGAGGAGAAGUCUCUGGAAGACAUCUUGAAGAUCCACAGGAGCUCCCCAUUCAGUGCUGGGAUGCUUAACCGGUGGCUAAAUAAUGCAAAGUCUGAACUUCAAAUCUUGAGUUCUAACAUCAAGACUCUACAGGGGAUCAAAAUUAAAGACUCGGUCGAUCUCAUGACCAUCUUAUUUGAUCCUGAUGUUGAUGCAGUGUUGAGCUUGACCUUCACAUCUCUGAAGUAUGAAGACCCAUAUCUUUCAACCCUGACUGAGUUUCUGAAAUCUGACAAGUUUAAAGAGCUAGAUGAGAAAAAAACUUUUUCUGUGAAAUCUGUUACAAAGUGGUUCAGUGAACACAGUGAGAUUAACACUGGGUUUUCUGUGACAUCUUUCACAAAAUGGUUCAAUGAUUUCAAAGUCGCAAUAAAGAUGAGAGAGAACUUGUCUCAAUUCAGGAGGUUUGCAGAAGCCAAUAAAGAUGAUAAGAGAAUCCGCUUCAUUAUUUCUGCCAUCUCCAAUCCCUCCAUUGCAGGCUCCUCUAUCUAUCUGUAUGAAAAAGGGAAACUGACAGACAGACAGUUUCAGCCCGUGUCCAAGCCGUCCCCACCGAUAGUGAAGAAUGUCCUGGCCCAAGCGGUGUCCCUUAAACUGCAGAAGAGAUCUGGAGAGAGAGUGCAGUACAGAGUGGAAUACAAGCAGGUGAAACCACAUACUGGAGCUGAAGAACCAUGGCUUUUUAUAGAAACAGGUGAUGAAGGUUACUUGAAUGGAUUGGAGUCUGGAAAGCAGUACCUGAUCCGCUACAGGAAGGCUGGUAAAGUGGGAGUGAGUGAAGCCAGUGAUACUGUCAACACUGUCCCUUUAGAACCUGUGAUUGUGGGCGGGACAGAUGGUGGUGAAUUCUCCUUUAAGUCCACUUUGAGCAACACCUUUCAGAAGAUCGUUGUAGUUUACAAUGAGAUGAGUUCAGCGUCUACCUCAUUCAAGUCUGUGACAUCACUGAACAUAAUAAAAGUGUAUCUCCAGGAUCACCAGUUUAUUCAAGUUGGCAGGGUAGCAGGAAAUAAAGAAAAAGUAUUUCUAUUUGACAUAACUGAUAAAAUUAUCACUGCAACACUGUGGCCAAAUAAGGAUGGUACCAGAUUUGGGGGGGUGGAAUUUGUGGUUGAAAAAAAUAAUGGUAGAAGAAUAACAAUGUCUAUCAAAUGUGCUGAAGUGGGUGAGCCUGUGAUUGUUAAUAUUGGAUCAGGAAAAUGUUACGGCAUUAAAGGGAGAAGUGGAGAUGUAAUUGAUGCUCUGGGUUUCUACUGCAGUUAGCCUCCAGCUUUAAAAGUCUGUUCUUUAUAAUUCUAAUCCAAAUACAUUUAUUUAUAUAUAUAUAUAUAUAUAUAUAUAUAUAUAUAUAUAUGAUUUUAAGAGUAAAAAAUAUCAGAUAUGAGUCAAUCAGUAAUAUUUUCUAGUAUCAACUGUUAUAACAUUUUUCCAGGUAAAUGGAACCAUAAACAAGUAACUCCAUUAACAAUUGAACAAGUUAAACAUAUCAAAUCUGAGUUAAUGAAUAAAUAGUGAUUGUAUUUGGGGGUUUGUAAGAGAGAACAAUGUACUGUAUAGCAUCUUAUUCUGGUUAAUUUGUCCAUCUUUAUAUUUCAUUUAUUCCAUUUUGUACCCUGUGAAAGUACAAAAACUCUUGAUGUUCAAUGACAAUAAAGAGCUUAACUUAAUAUUAAAGGGCCUGACACAAGCCUCUCUUUGUUUUUGUUUUUAAAGACAAGUGUGCAUUUCAUAUGACCUUUUACACUGCCUGGCCAAAAAAAAAAAAAAAAGUCUAUGGAUGGAUCAUUAUUAUAGUGAUUAUUAUGUUUCUAGCAUGUUAAAU
This is a messenger RNA of Ctenopharyngodon idella (grass carp), 3355 nucleotides long. RefSeq names its product neoverrucotoxin subunit alpha-like. Gene Ontology annotation, molecular function: protein binding. The record is from RefSeq and is a predicted model, not a curated record. NCBI's taxonomy places the organism in Eukaryota, Metazoa, Chordata, Actinopteri, Cypriniformes, Xenocyprididae.